AUGACUGCAUUUCUAACAAUUCUCCUGAGUCUGCUGAUCGUCAGCUCGGUUUCCGGUAAGCUGUCUACAUUUGCAGUACGCUAUUGCACUUAUUGACGAAGUAUUCAAACUGCACUACUGUGUCUUCCAUACGAGUAGGCAUAACGAAUAUAUCAUCACAUUAACGUUUGCAGAACUGUGGUUGCUUAGAGACGCCGCUUCAGUUGUUUUCCCUAGGUUUGUUAAAACAUAAAAUAGAUAUGAUGUCCUCAACGCUGCUUUCUGCAUCUGCCUGUAACUUCUCAAAGACGAUAAACUAAUCUCGAGUAGGCAAUUUAGUACAUAUUUUGACGCGUAAGAUUCAGAAAAUUGAAGUUUGCAUUUGUUUAGAACAGAAUGAUAAACAUUCUAAAAAGCCGUUAGAAAAUAAAGAAAUAAAAUAAAUAACCAUAAAAGUGUUUUCAUGACGAAACGAGUUUGCUUCUUAGAUGCUUUGAAGUGACUUGUGAUUUCUUCUAUGGAGAAUCAACAGGUCUGUCAAAAACAGCGUUCUUAUCAAAUCUCGAGAAAUGGACAUGGCAUGUCUUGUUAGACGGCACAAUGUGAAACUAGAUGUGGUAAAUGCGACCAGAUACGCUAAUGCGUAGAAAGUAUGCCAUGAUUUGCCGGUCCCCAGAAAGUAUUGAUGUGAAAACAUGGUCAGUGCUGGGAUGGACGAAUUUACCUGUGUCAGUCAUGUAGAUUUUAAAAAACUGGGAUUUUGCUCAAAAAUGAAGUUUUACUCUGAUAUUCAGGUGUAUAAUUUAAAUCUAAAAGCAAUGUUAACAUAACCGCGAAUGGUACUUCUAUCAUUGCCUAUGGAGACCUCUUAGACGAUGAAGAAGAAGCGAAUUACAAACACGCAUUAACAUUAUAUUUGCGAUAGUACUUUCACAAACUUCCUUUGACUGCGUAAGAAAAAUACCCAAACCUCCUGUAGAUGAUGUUGUGUUGGUGCUGGUAGGUGGAAUCAAAAACGACUAAAAGUAUGCAUGAAUCGAGCAUGUAAGCGGCUUUAUUGGAAAACUUGUUUGUUUUGCAUGCAUUUUAAACUGCCCGACGAUUUCUUCGUGGGCAAACGAUCAGCUAGGACUGAGUCAAUUUCUAUAUCGAGGCUAUGGAGAAAGUCAUGGCAUGUUUACACAUUGUCGGUGUACCGUUCAACACUGACCCCAUGACAAGCAUAGCCAUGACAAGCAUAGCAUAGGCGAAUAAGGCACUCAAAAUCCCCAGCAAGCGUAUGUUUAUCGGGAAGGUGGUUUAGAACAUAAUUCAUAGAAAUUUCAUCUGCUGUGUGUCAGUCAGUCUUCUCAUAUGUCUCUGUUUUAGGAGGCAACAGCUGCCAGGAGGAAGGCGAGGCCUGCAGCAAGACCGUCUUUCAGAGAUGCUGUGGUAAACUUGUCUGUGAAUUGGAAAGUUUCGGGAAUGGCAAGUGCGUGCGCUGCCUAAAUCCGACAAAGCCCUGCUGGCGAAAUCGUGACUGCUGCAGUAGGAAGUGCUCCUUGUUCAGAUGUAAAUAGACAAACAAACUUUGAUUUUAUGAGAUACUUGCUUGUAAUACCUCUCUCUUUGCUGCUUUCGUGAACUGAAACAAUAAACGAUUUCUUAUGCAUUGUGGCCUUCUGUCUGAAAAGUGAAAAUUAAAUGGGCCAUUCUACACGCGUGCUUCGCACCCAACUUGAUUUAAUUUCAAUAGACUUGCUACUUAUAAGACUAAGAAGUUUAGUAAUUGAGGAUGAAGAGGCGGUUAGGGAAGUUGCUCGUGUUGGCGUAACGCUGGCUUCGAGGUUGUUUGCGAGCGCUGUAUCGCGGGAUGCGAGAUUGCUGUCAUGAGACCAAAGGCUUUUCACCACCACCCGGCCGGGAAGGGUGCGCGUCAGGCUGGUGCGGACGCCACUUCUGCUGCCGGACUGGCGAUCCCAUCACCCGAUUUGUGUUCGGGUCUGCGUGUGUUUAGACUCGACACUUGUUUCCGUGGGUCCGUGUUCGCUCCUGAUUGGCGCUCGUCUGCGUUUGUGUUCGACAAUAUUUUACGUCCCCUAGUCUACCUGUUCGGUUUAGGUUUGCCCGCCUCCGUGCCUGAUCUGACUCCCCUCUUACUGGACUGCAACAAGCCGUGUUUGGUAGCCUUCUGGAAAAUUCUCAUAGUUGAUGACGGAGGCGGAUAUGGGGUUGCAGACUUUGAGCGCCUCUAA
Molecule: messenger RNA, 2213 nt
Organism: Spirometra erinaceieuropaei
Lineage: Eukaryota; Metazoa; Platyhelminthes; Cestoda; Diphyllobothriidea; Diphyllobothriidae
Source: the annotation of a GenBank genome assembly